AAAACCAGACCCGCAUGAUGUGAAAUGAUGACUUAGCACAGCUUGUUACAGGUGGCUGGAGACAGCUGGGUGAGUCAGGGAGCCGGCGGGGCGCAGCAUCACAGAUCGCUAAUAGAGCCGAUGUGCUCCGGAUUAGACCCCCCAACCUGUGAGUCUCGAUGUCCGGAACCCGCGCGUCACCUGACGGGAUGUGAGGCUGUGAAGCAACAAGAGGGAUCGGUGAUAAAACGAGUCCGAGUCACGGAAGUGGAAGAAGGCGUCCAAUGAAGGACAGCGCAAGGGAGAGAGAAGAGGUAAAGGAGCGGAAAGUUGUUUAGUUCACCGGGGAAGCCGAGCCGCAGCUGAUGUGCGCAAUUCUGUAAAACAAACUUUUGGAAAAGAAAUUAUCGAGCAAAAGGGGAGAGUAAUCAUGGAGUCAGAGGGGAUCACAGAGGAAGGAGCUACUAAUGUGGCACAAUCUGCAGCUUCCAAACUCGCCCAGAUGGGCGAAAGAACUAAACAGCUGGGGAGCGCUAUUCAAAACCCAGAACGGCAAAAGCGCAUCAUUCUCGUAAUAGUUUGUGUUGCACUUUUAUUAGAUAACAUGCUUUAUAUGGUGAUUGUACCAAUUAUACCCGAUUAUCUGGAGGGGUUGCAGAGAGAAGCGGAUCUGGAGCAGUCAGCUGCUGAGCAACACACCAACUCUACGAACAGCACCAUCCACAGAGCGCCCAAAGGGAACUUCGACCUGCAGAUAGGCGUCCUGUUCGCCUCAAAGGCCAUCCUGCAGCUGCUGGUGAACCCGCUGAGCGGUACCUUCAUAGACAGGGUUGGCUAUGACAUCCCUCUGUUCAUUGGGCUCAAUAUCAUGUUCCUCUCCACCCUCACUUUCGCCUUCGCCCAGAACUAUGCGACCCUGUUCUUGGCGCGCAGCAUCCAGGGCCUCGGCUCAGCAUUCGCGGACACCUCAGGGAUCGCUCUCAUCGCGGACAAAUAUACAGAGGAGUCUGAGCGGAGCAAAGCUCUGGGCAUCGCCUUGGCUUUCAUCUCUUUCGGGAGUUUGGUGGCACCGCCAUUUGGAGGAGUCCUGUAUGAUUUAGCUGGGAAGCAAGCGCCUUUUCUGAUCCUGGCCUGCAUCUGUCUCAUUGAUGGGGUGCUGUGUCUGACUGUACUCAAACCCUUCUCCAACAGGGAGAGGGAAAACAUGCCCGUUGGCACCCCGAUCUACAAACUGAUGAUUGAUCCAUACAUAGCUGUUGUGGCUGGAGCGCUGAUCGUCUGCAACAUCCCCUUGGCGUUCCUGGAGCCCACCAUAGCGAACUGGAUGGAUGAAACGAUGCAUGCCACAGAGUGGGAGAUCGGCAUGACCUGGUUCCCUGCGUUCUUCCCUCAUGUGUUAGGGGUGUAUCUCACUGUGAAACUAGCAGCCAAGUAUCCCCAGCUGCAGUGGUUCUAUGGGGCCAUAGGCAUGGUGUUCAUAGGGGCCAGCUCCUGCACAGUACCAGCCUGCAAGAACUUCUGGCAGCUAAUGAUCCCGCUGUGCGGCAUUUGCUUCGGCAUUGCCUUCGUUGACACGGCGCUCCUUCCCACGCUGGCCUUCCUCGUCGAUGUGCGGCACGUGUCUGUGUAUGGCAGCGUGUACGCCAUCGCGGACAUCUCUUACUGCGUGGCCUAUGCCCUGGGGCCCAUCGUGGCGGGGCAGAUCGUGCAUAACCUGGGCUUUGUUCAACUUAAUCUGGGCAUGGGGCUCGCUAACGUACUUUACGCGCCGGCACUGCUGCUGCUGAAGAACGUGACGCAAAUGAAACCUUCUUUCUCAGAGCGCAACAUGCUCCUAGAGGACGGUCCCACGGGCCUGUAUGAUACGAUUAAGAUGGAACAAAGGGAGAAGAAGAGAAAAGGUCUGUGCACAACAAUUGAUGAGAACGGCAUCGAGACGUUUGUGCAGCGCUCUCAGUCGGAGGAGGAAUCCUCAGGAGGAGAGUACGCGUAAAAGAGUCAUUGAAACUGGAUGCGAUUUAAAAAGAAGUGCCACUGAUGACAUGUGUGUAUUUAUGAUUGUGAAAUUAUAUCACUCUGUGACAAUUUCUCUGUUUUUGUUUGUUUUUUUUUUUUUUCAAAUCAAGUGUUUCUCAAGUCUUUGUUUCAAACUAGGAAAAUUGUGGAAAAUUUGCUGAGAGAAAUGUCAAUUUAUCUAUUUAUCAAUGUAAAAUAAUUUGAUUCUUCAGGGAAUAUUGUGCAAAUGUGUUUUAAGAAAAUAUAAUGUAUGCGUCGUUUAAUGCCAUCUGUUAUGUUGCUUAUAAAUUAAAUAUGCAAACUUGUGCAGCUGCAGAACCGAAAACGGGAAUUAUGUGGAAUCUCAAUCUUAUUUACAGUCCAAUUUAAAUGAAAAUGUGCUUCUGGAACGCAAAGCCUGAAAAUUGUAUUCGACUGUACA
Cyprinodon variegatus (sheepshead minnow) is the source of this 2416-nucleotide messenger RNA. RefSeq names its product probable vesicular acetylcholine transporter-A (gene slc18a3a). Lineage: Eukaryota; Metazoa; Chordata; Actinopteri; Cyprinodontiformes; Cyprinodontidae. Gene Ontology annotation, biological process: transmembrane transport; xenobiotic transport; chemical synaptic transmission. The transcript has a single exon. Gene Ontology annotation, cellular component: AP-2 adaptor complex; AP-1 adaptor complex; membrane. Gene Ontology annotation, molecular function: acetylcholine transmembrane transporter activity; xenobiotic transmembrane transporter activity. The coding region runs from base 410 to 1972 and encodes 520 amino acids. The record is from RefSeq and is a predicted model, not a curated record.